CUUUGAGGAUAGAACACGAGGAACCAGAAAUAAAACACGAGGAACAAGGAGCCAACAUCUAUAGCAGCCGAAGCAAGCUCCGCAGGCGGCCCAAGCAGCUAUCUCUCCUCCGCUCCGCUUCCCAUGCUCCCCUUUACUUCUCUGUUCUCUGCAUCUCCCCACUGCCGAAGCAGUGUCUGCUCCCGCAGGAGACUUUUCUGUAUCUCCUCACUGCCUCACAUCACCUCCGCUUGAAAGAGUUCAUUGAAGAAAAAGAGGAAAAUCAAGAAUCAAGUGAAGUUGAGGAGAAUCAGAAUCAUGUUAAAACUGGUGGAAAACCUUGGAGUUGCUGUCAAACCAAACAAAAAGAUUCAAAGAAAAAAAGAGUUAACAAAUCUUUCACCUGCAAUCAGUGUGGAAAGAGUUUCACAUGUAAAUCAAAUCUUAAGUGUCACAUGACAGUUCAUACUGGAGAGAAACCACUCACCUGUGACCAACGUGGGAACAGUUUCACACAAUCAUCAGACCUUCAGGAUCACAUGAACAUCCACACUGGAGAGAAGCAGCACGCAUGUGAUCAGUGCGGUAAAAUCUUUUUAUGGGCUUCACUUCUGAAGAAACACUUGAAAGUUCAUGCAAAGAAGCAGCCACAUUCAUGUCAUUUGUGUGGUAAGAGUUUUUUGCAUCUACAAAGUUUGAAAGAACAUCAGGGCAUACAUAAUGGUGUGAGAGAGUACAUGUGCUGUGGGUGUGUAAAGACUUUUAAUUCAGCAAGCAGUUUAAAACUGCAUGAGAGGAUUCACACUGGAGAAAAACCUUACAAGUGUUCACACUGUGACAAGAGAUUCAGUCAAUCAUCAAAUCUGAAAAAACAUGAGAGGAUCCACACUGGAGAAAAACUGUACAAGUGUUUACACUGUGACAAGAGAUUCAAUCAGACAACAGAUCUGAAAAACCAUGAGAGGAUUCACACUGGAGAGAAACCUUACAAGUGUUCACACUGUGACAAGAGAUUCAGUGUGUCAUCAGUUCUGAAAAUACAUGAGGUGAUCCACACUGGAGAGAAACCUUAUGAGUGUUCACACUGUGACAAGAGAUUCAGUGUGUCAUCACAUUUGAAGACACACAACAGGAUCCACACUGGAGAGAAACCUUAUAAGUGUUCACAUUGUGACAAGAGAUUCAGUGUGUCAUCAAGUCUGAAAAGACAUGAGAUGAUCCACACUGGAGAGAAACCUUACACGUGUUCACACUGUGACAAGAGAUUCAGUGAUUUAUCAAGUCUGAAAAAACAUGAGAGGAUCCACACUGGAGAGAAACCUUACAUGUGUUCACACUGUGAUAAGAGAUUCAGUGAUUUAUCAAGUCUGAAAAAACAUAAGAGGAUUCACACUGUAGAGAAACCUUAUAUGUGUUCACACUGUGACAAACGGUUCAGUCAGACAAGAGAUCUGAAAACACAUGAGAGGAUUCACACUGGGGAAAAACCUUACAUGUGUUCACACUGUGACAAGAGAUUCAGUAAUUUAUCAAGUCUGAAAACACAUGAGAGGAUCCACAAUGGAGAGAAACCUUACAAGUGUUCAAACUGUGACAAGAGAUUCAGUCAGACAACAGAUCUGAAAACACAUGAGAGGAUUCACACUGGGGAAAAACCUUACAAGUGUUCACACUGUGAUAAGGGAUUCAGUCAAUCAUCAAAUCUGAAAACACAUGAGAGGAUUCACACUGGAGAGAAACCUUACAAUUGUUCACACUGUGACAAGAGAUUCAGUCAGACAACUGAUCUGAAAAACCAUGAGAGGAUUCACACUGGAGAGAAACCUUAUAAGUGUUCACAUUGUGACAAGAGAUUCAGGUGGUCAACACAUUUGAAAACACAUGAGAGGAUUCACACUGGAGAGAAACCUUACAAGUGUUCACACUGUGAUAAGGGAUUCAGUGCCUCAUCGAGUCUGAAAACACAUAAGAGGAUCCACACUGGAGAGAAACCUUACAAGUGUUCACACUGUGACAAGAGAUUCAGUCAAACAGGAGAUCUGAAAACACAUGAGAGGAUUCACACUGGAGAGAAACCUUACAAGUGUUCACACUGUGACAAGAGAUUCAGUCAAACAGGAGAUCUGAAAACACAUGAGAGGAUUCACACUGGAGAGAAACCUUACAAGUGUUCACACUGUGACAAGAGAUUCAGUGUGUUAUCGAGUCUGAAAACACAUAAGAGGAUCCACAAUGGAGAGAAACCUUAUAAGUGUUCACACUGUGACAAGAGAUUCAGUGUGUCAUCAAUUCUGAAAAAACAUGAGGUGAUUCACACUGGAGAGAAACCUUACAAGUGUUCACACUGUGACAAGAGAUUUAGUCACUCAGCCAAUCUGAAAACACAUGAGAGGAUUCACACUGGAGAGAAACCUUACAAGUGUUCACACUGUGACAAGAGAUUCAGUGUGUCAUCGAGUAUGAAAACACAUGAGAGGAUCCACAAUGGAGAGAAACCUUAAGUGUUCACACUGUGACAAGAGAUUCAGUGGUUCAUCGAGUCUGAAAAGACAUGAGAGGAUUCACAAUGGCGAGAAAGCACAUCACCGCAAUGACACAUAGAGACUCAUUUAGCUGUAUAUGUAAAUAUUUUGUAUGGUAUAUGCGUUUCGUCCAGAAGGAUCCGGAAUUCGGGAGAGUUAAAAUGUUAUAUAAUUUUUUUUAAAACCAGGUCCCAGAGUGAAUUAACCUGAAAAUGACAAAAUGAUAAUUUUUCUCAGCGAUGUAUAUUGCGAUUUAAAAAAAAAAAAAAAAAAAAAAAAACAUCAGGGCCCGGUUCCCCAAAACUUUCUUAUCGCUAAGUAGUUCUCAACCUAUUCCUUAACCUCUCUCUUAACAUUAUGCCAUGAUUCCCAACAUGUUUGUACACUAAGUAUAUCUUCUGUAAGUCACACAUUCGCAAGGUUGGUCUGGACCAUUCUUAAGCUCUCUCUUAGCGUUGUUUGAGCUCAGGACGCUAGUCGCUGCCACUGUGCAGCAGUCUUUAGAAAUCAGUGCAGCGCAGUACAAGUCAGACUAUGGUAUGUUGACAAUGUUGUGGCUCAACAAAGAUUUUAUCUUAUGGACAUUUUAAGACUAAUAAUAAAAUAUGUUUUUAUGAAGUUGGCUUUUAUGUGGUAUCACAACUAAUAUGGUGGUAAUUAGCCUAGACUAUUUCAUAAAGUCAUUAAAGCAUUUAAAUUGGCGAUCACUUUUGAUAAUUUAAAAUCUGGCAAACAAUUUGGCUCUAAAUGGCUAAGAUCUAUAAAUGGGCAAGCAUGGUUGUGUCCAGUAGGCGACCAACUAUGGCAGCGAUCCAACAUGUCCUUGAUCCAAGAUUACUUGGCUAGGUCAAUUAAUGAAGCAGUUAGGAUAUUUUAAGGGCUUCUGCUCAUCUUGGACACCAUCUUGAAAAUCACACCUUUCUAGUGGUCAAACUUUGGUAAACUUUUUGUAUGUUAUUAAGUACAUCUAAUAUCUGUUAGCUUGAAACAGUCCUGACCAUCAGUUAUUAAUCAAAUGUAUCAUAUUCUUGUUAUAGGAAUCAUGUCCAAAAUUAGACCCUGCAAGAGCUGGAAAAUUCGGACCACGUGCUUGAUAAGAUUACAUGAUUUAUGAUACCCCGAGCAAAGACAAUAUCUAAUUGGUCAAGACAACAUUUGAGGUGUGGCCAAAAGGCCAGUUUAAAUGCUCAGAAAUGCUCACCAUCAAAUCCUGCGUUUAGCUUUUAGCUUGCAUUUAGCUUUUGCUAUCAGUCAUGCCGGCUUUUAGCUUGUAGUUUUGAGGAUUAAAUUUGAGGGUUAAUUAAGUGAUUGAUGGCUGUUCAUGUCUAUGCAAUUUCACGUGUUGCUGCAAACUUGGGAUUGCACAUUUUCGUUCUCUUAAACUCAUUCUUCCCUAACUUUCUAUCUUCCUGCAACUUUUAUGAAUGUGUGAGUGCAUGUGCUUGUGUGUUAGAAUAGUUUAUAUGUCUUAUAUUAUCUAAUAAAGCCUU
Messenger RNA from Carassius auratus (goldfish), 3991 nucleotides. Its product is annotated as zinc finger protein 208-like. Gene Ontology annotation, molecular function: DNA-binding transcription repressor activity, RNA polymerase II-specific; RNA polymerase II cis-regulatory region sequence-specific DNA binding. The record is from RefSeq and is a predicted model, not a curated record. Gene Ontology annotation, biological process: regulation of transcription by RNA polymerase II. The transcript has 3 exons. NCBI's taxonomy places the organism in Eukaryota, Metazoa, Chordata, Actinopteri, Cypriniformes, Cyprinidae. Gene Ontology annotation, cellular component: nucleoplasm. The coding region runs from base 435 to 2480 and encodes 681 amino acids.